GGCUCGAUGAAGGGAAAUAAAGAAGCAACUGUCUCGCCAUACUGAGCGUAGUUGUUCCUUUCCAUGUUUGAUUUAUUGCCUGUUUUUAGCACUCAAUCAACCUCCGUAAAGGUUACGAUUACGCUUCUCCAAAUGGAGCCGAAUCAACCUACCCAGCAGAGACCAAUCGAAGACAAGGCGCGGAUAGAAUAUCGCGUCGAAUAUAGAGACCGUGACACAAAUGAGCUUGUCCGCCACCAAGUUUCUGAAGAAUCCGACCUUCAUGAUGCUAUUAUCAACGAUGAACCAAAUCUUUCGGCUUUUACAUUAAUAAAGACAUAUAAAAUACAGGGCUCAUCGUCUUCAUCACCACCCGCAUCCACUAAUAUCACUUCCCCUCCAUCAUAUAGCCUUCGCUUAAACUCAGUGGCUAUCGUGAACGCUCUUCGAUCUGUGGUCCAGUAUUAUCCAUCUCAAGACUUGACUGGGGAUAUAAUCAUUGAGUGGCCGUACCCUAUUCUGGUUCACCACUACGAUGAACUCACCAAGUUUCGCGAUGAAGUGUCACAGAAAGAUUCAAGUGAUCUGUGCGAAAGAGAAAAGGGUGUACAAGAGGAUCUUAGCGUACUUUUACAGUACCUAGACAAGAGUGUCAUGCCAGACGUACAGAAAGAAAAAGAGCGGAAUGAGAGGGGCUUAUUCACGUUCAAGGAUAUGUGGAUUGCGUAUAAACCUGGAACAACCAUCUUGGGUCGGUUUAAUGACGAGACCAAAUACCGCCCAUUGGUUAUACAUUCGGUUAGCGGGGGAGUAUUCGCGUAUCCUCCUCACCAUUGGACGAUUCAAUUCUGGCAGAUGAGAUAUAACGGAGCUUGUUUGGGUAGAGUGUUGGUCACAGAUUUCAUUGACAAGUUCGACGGCGAGGCUAAGCUCAGUAGGACGAUAUUUGUGGGUAAUUUGGAAAAUAAAAACGAUCUGCCGGAUAUUGUAUCGAUACAAGUGACCUACGGGGAGAUGUAUUGGAAUCUCCUUCGAAGACAAUACCGACAGUAUAAGGGAAAGACUCGAGACUCUAUACCCAAAGAGAUCGAUAGCCCAGUGAUGGUCGACAUAGAAUCCUUUUAUGAAGAUACUAAAGAAUCUGAGCCAAGCCUAAUGAAUGUCGACGAUUGUCGCAACUGGAUGUCAGACUGCAAAUGCAGGGUCUGUAGAGAGAAGCUCAAAAACGCAGACGAUUACAUCAAAGUAGUCCCACUCUUCGAGGAUUACAAUUACAUCACCAUUCAAACUAUAGAUACCUUAACUACGCAUCAGUACUUUCUUUGCACCUCUGAGAUGCCGGCAUUUGUUUUCAAGACUCGGACAUGGGAAACCCUCCACGUAGGUGGUUUCACGGAACUUAAGUUCGAAGAAACAUUGAUCAAUUCCCUGGUUAUGGAUCCCCAACGAAAGCGGACGUUAAAAGCGCUGGCAAAGUGCUUUUCGAGAUUAGACAAAAAUGAAGAUCAGUUGAAAGAAGAGCCAUGGACGGCGGACUUUAUUCAAGGCAAGGGCAACGGAUUGAUCUUCUUACUGCAUGGACGCCCUGGCAUUGGGAAGACUUAUACUGCAGAAUGUAUUGCUGCGUUCACCAAGCGACCGCUCAUGGUCUUGACACCUAGUGAUAUCGGGACAGAUCCUGCAUCGAUAGAACUCAACCUGACUAAAAAUUUCAAGAGAGCCAAAAGCUGGGGGGCAGUUCUCCUCAUAGAUGAGGCUGACGUUUUCAUGGAACGCCGGUCUGUUGCCGACCUAGUCCGCAACAGUCUGGUAGCUGGAUUCCUCCGAGCUUUAGAAUUCUACGAUGGAAUCCUAUUCCUCACAACAAACCGAGUCGGCUCGUUCGACGACGCGUUCAUUUCACGCGUGCACGUGCAGCUAUACUAUCCCGACUUUGACGAUGACCAGCGACAGCAGAUCUGGCAGACAUUCGUCGAUAAACUCUCAAAGGAACGCGGUAACUCUAUGCGGCUCAACCUCAACGCCAAAGAAUACAUUCGUGGCAAUGAGAUGCGGGCCUUGAAGUGGAACGGGCGAGAGAUUAGGAACGCCUUCCAGACAGCGGUCUCGCUGGCCGAGUACGACGCCGAGAAGGGCGAAGACGGCAAGAUCAUGAUCACAGACGACCAUUUGAGAGCCGUCGUUGAGCUCUCACGGGAUUUCAAGGAAUACCUAGGUGAACUACACAGAGGAGACGAGGCCAAGAGAGCUGAGAGGAACUACGAGCGACUGGACUCGUAUGCUCGCUCCUGAAAUUUGGGGAAGAGGAACACGACAGGAUCGAUCUAGAUUAGGAAUUUCAUUAUUGGGUAACUAGCUACU
Molecule: messenger RNA, 2340 nt
Organism: Xylaria bambusicola
Lineage: Eukaryota; Fungi; Ascomycota; Sordariomycetes; Xylariales; Xylariaceae
Product: P-loop containing nucleoside triphosphate hydrolase protein
Exons: 7
Coding region: 64-2271 (735 amino acids)
Molecular function (GO): ATP hydrolysis activity; ATP binding
Source: RefSeq, a predicted model, not a curated record